Messenger RNA from Penicillium coprophilum, 495 nucleotides. RefSeq names its product V-type ATPase assembly factor PKR1. Lineage: Eukaryota; Fungi; Ascomycota; Eurotiomycetes; Eurotiales; Aspergillaceae. Bases 1 to 495 code for a protein of 164 amino acids. Gene Ontology annotation, biological process: vacuolar proton-transporting V-type ATPase complex assembly. Gene Ontology annotation, cellular component: endoplasmic reticulum membrane. The record is from RefSeq and is a predicted model, not a curated record. The transcript has a single exon.
AUGGCUUCCUUCAUGGGGGACCUGUGGUCCAGCAUCUUCACCCCAGGACCCACCCCGACGCUUUUGAUCGCGACCAACGUCACCUUCGCCGCCCUCCAGCUCAUCUUCUUCGCCCUCCUUCUAGCUACCUAUAGCCUCCACUUCGUCGCGCUAUCCAUCAUUAGCGCUGGACUAUGGUGGUCCAUCAACUGGUUCGCCGCCGAGAUGAAACUUGCCCAACAGGCGCAGGAGGCUGAGAAAGAAAAACAAGAGGGUGACAACGCGAAGACGCGCCAGAAGAGUCCCGUAAGAGAAAGCGGCGACAGCGAAACGGAGACUGAAGCUGUCUCCGCCAAAAAGACAGCCAAGUCUAGUGCUGUCGCGACUGGGAGUGCAACGUCUGGAUUGCUGCCCACGGCGCGCGAUCAUAAGAAGCGGCUCAGCACCGGUGGUGAGGGGUCUGGGUAUGGGAGCACCGAUAGUGAGUGGGAGAAGGUUGAUGAUACUCAGUCGUGA